Molecule: messenger RNA, 351 nt
Organism: Drosophila mauritiana
Lineage: Eukaryota; Metazoa; Arthropoda; Insecta; Diptera; Drosophilidae
Exons: 1
Coding region: 75-308 (77 amino acids)
Source: RefSeq, a predicted model, not a curated record
GCCAAGUUUCCAAGUGCACGAGUCACCCUGCGGGCUGUGUGUCAUAGCAAAAGCUGAUAUUUCUCGGGGGAAAAAUGCCUGUUUUGAAGCACAUCAAAGCCAUGGCCGAGACUCCGACUCCAGCUGGGAACAGCCCUGCACCGGCAGACGAGAAUGCCCCGCCCCAGGCAGUCCGGGAACUGACGCAGACCGAUCAUCUCAACCGACGCCUUCUCAAAUCGCUCCUGGAAAACAUGCAAGCCACCGAAGUUCUGGCGCAGGAGAACGGGAACGGCUCCAACGAGGAGGACAACGAUUUCGAAGAAUAAAUCCUUUUAUUAGAGUACAGUAAAACUAGUGAGCUAAAACGGA